Mesorhabditis spiculigera is the source of this 5802-nucleotide messenger RNA. Lineage: Eukaryota; Metazoa; Nematoda; Chromadorea; Rhabditida; Rhabditidae. The record is from the annotation of a GenBank genome assembly.
AUGCUGACAGAGCUCGUCGAUGCGACGGCUCAAAGCGAUUGGCCUCGAGUUCGGGAUCUACUCUACGCACACUGGCAAAACCACUGCCCAAAGCUCUACACGCCAAAUCCCGAUUCGCCGUGGGAACUGAGUAUUGACGAGCAGGCCAUUAAUUCGGCCAUCUUUCGCCCCCUCGCAGCCGCUUAUGUACAGAACAUAGAAACCGCCACCGCUUCGCUACUGCCUUUGAAUGAAGAAGCGGGCACCAGCCCAGCAGAUCGUCAGCCUGGCCAAAUCUGUGGUCACGUCUUCAAAUGCGGUGAAGCCACCUACUCCUGCAAGGAAUGUGCCCAAGACGCUACAUGUGUGCUCUGCCGGAAUUGCUUCAACAAGUCCAUCCAUAAGGCUCAUAAAUAUACAAUGCACACUUCCGGCGGGGUCGGCUAUUGUGAUUGCAAGCGUGAUUUCCAUCGCACAACCCCGUUUAGCACGAAGGGGUUGCCGCAGGAACUGCACACCCGGUUGUACGGUCUGACGAAGGUGCUGCUGCAGUACGCGACAAAUGUGUUGUGCUGGCCACACGCUGAUUCCUAUCCGGCUGUAGCGGUUAGCAAUUCCGACUUCUCGCCCGCCUACCAAUGUGUUCUUUUCAACGAUGAAACGCACACAUACGAUAAUGUCAUACGGGCGCUCGAAAUAGCCGUUACCUGCAACCACAAUCAGGCCAAAAUGUUGGCGACGAUCGUCGACAGGGAGGGGCGCAGCACCGUCAUGGCUUCUACAAAAUCCAGCUGCGAGCGGGCCAGGGAUGCCAUUGUUCAGCGCACCCAGCGAGAUAUGAGUCGUCGCACGGAGAAACAGGGGCCUUUGGUCGUGAAGGUCUACGAGUCAACAUUCGUUGCCCACCAAUCGAAUGCGCUUCAAAUCUUUGCGUGGUUGAACCAACAGAUUGAGCAUUUUCCCCCAUUGGGUCGGAUCAUCGGCGAAGUGCUGAUGCAUGAAGAAGUUUUGGUGGACGGCGAACAGCCUGAACGUCCCGGCGGUGUCUUUGGGCAGGAUGGCCGGGAAAAGCUGGCCGAGCGCUUUAUGUACAACGACUGUAAAUUGUGGAAAGCCGCUCGGUCUUGCUUCCAGCAAAUGUUGAUGAAAACGGUGUUGAUGCACUUGGAUCUGAAGCAUCUCUUGAGUCGCAUGUUCUUAUUUUUGUACGACCAUCUGUAUGUGGAAUUUUGUGAUGACGAUCAUGAGCACGAUGUAUCCAUCAUCUCCCUAACAGUCCAAUUCUUCACCGUCACUUCCCUGGCCCGUCGGCUGAUCGCCGAGGAAAAGGCGAUGGUGCACAUCUUCCAGACGCUGAUCAACCACGCCCGCUCCACCGACAAUGUCCAUUAUCCAGUUGACCAUUUCGACUUCUCGAAGCGCCAGUUCACCGCCAAGUUCAAGCGCGCCAUGCAUAUGAUUCGGGAUGUUUAUUAUCUGGUGGGCCAGGUGCCGAAGCCGGACGAGUGGACGGAGGAGCUGCGCAAUGGAUUCGUUUGCGGUGUCGAGGCAUUUCUGGGUUUUUUGAAGUUCAUGCAGGGAAUGGACGCAGUGAAGCGCCAAGUCGGCGAGCAUCAGACCUGGGAGCAAGAGUGGGAGACGGCGUUCAACAUCCAGCUGCGCCAGCAGGAGCUCAUCUCCCUGAUCAUCCAGUGGGCACUGUCGGACCCGGUAGUUCACAAGCGUGUCUUCAUGAUGGCUCUCGAUGCAUGCGCUAACAAAAUGCCGCCUAAGGAAGAGAAAGAGACGGGUGAAACGAAGACCUACGUAAAGGUUGGCGAAUUCGAGACCGUAAUCCCGGUGUUCGACAUCCUUCACGGCUCCGUCUCCAUCCACCAGCCAUUCUAUCGCUUCCUCGCUGCCCUUUUCAAUGGAGACAGAGAACUCCUCUACUAUGUGCAACAAUCGGAACGGCCUGGAUCGCCCACCGAAGAGGAACACUUCAUCCUGACCACCCUGAAGAAGCUCGACGUCAAUCUGUAUGAGCCGCCGUUAAGAAUCUUUGUGCUCUGCUCGCAGACGGCGUCGGGACUUUGGCGCCGCAACGGCUUCUCGGUUGUCAACCAGAUCCACAACUAUUAUUCGCCGCUCUGCCGCACUGAGAUGUACGAUCGGGAUCUGCGUUUGUUACAGGUCGGUGCGGCAAUGACGCCACCGGUGCGCUUUCUGCUCCAUGUGCUCUGCCGUUACAGUCUUGAUAAAUGGGCCGACGAGAACUUUGAUGGUACCCCCAGAAGCAACGAAUUUGGGCAAAAAGCCGAAUGGGAAGAGAAUUCGAAAUGUCUGGUCUCGCUGGCCGAGGACCUGAUGCACACGUUGAUCUUGAUCACAGGCGAACGCUGGAUCCCCGGCGUCGGCGAGUGCACCCAGGAAGAGGAGUUGCACCGGGAGCUCAUCCACGUGUUGGCGAGCGGCCCCAUGCAGUUCAGCGCGAUCAACAAACGGUUGGCUUACGGAUCGCACUACGAGAAAAUAUCCAUCGAGCAUGCCGUGAAAAAAGUGGCUGAUUUUAGAAAGCCAACGCCCGCCACUGCUGGGACAUUCCACCUGAAAAAGGAGAUGCUCGAGUACUACACCCCGUUUUUCUACCAUUACAGUAAAACCGACAUGAGCCAAGCUGAGCUGUACCAAGAAAAGUCGAGGCCAAAGUGUGAGCGGAAGGCCAAGAGUCAGGAUUGGGCUUUGGCUGCUGGUGCUCCCCCGAAGUUGAUCCCGUUCAUGCGCUUCUUCCGGCCCGUGAAAGAGAUCUUGUCGACAACCCUGCUUGUUCGUCUUCACCGCGUCAUCCUGGAGCGGACAGCGAAACGGAGCCGCUUCUCGUCGGACCGGCUUUUGCAUAGGACCCUUUUCCUGAUCGGGAUGGGCUUGCAUGAGCAGUUUGACGACCAAGAAAACUUUGGAUUCCUCGCUGCUGCUGAACAGGAAUACUUGCUCGAGGCUCUUGAAGCCCUCAACGGAAAACCGGAAGCUCACCCGCAUGGAGAAUUGCUCGCCUGGACGAUUCAGAAAUACAAAGAGGUGGAACGGGCCCAGAAGACCGACAGCUCCCAUGAAGCUCCCCCGGAAGACGUCCAAAUGGCCGAAGUCGAGGACGUGGAGGAGGCCAAGAAAAAGCGCGCUGCACGAGCCCAAGCCAUGCGCACCGCCGCCCUGCAGAAGAUGCAAAAGCUUCAGAAGAACUUCACCGACUCGAUGCGCAAAGAGCAGGAGGGCACCGCUAGUGAUUCGACCGCUGAUCCGGAAUUGGCCGAACGCCGGCUGGGCGACGAGGAUGAGGAUAUCAUCACGAAGCUCUCUGACGUUGACGGAUUCCCAGUGUGCAUCGGCCCCGGCCGUGUCCGUGCCGAGAAGAUUGUGCCGCGCAUCGUCAAAUGUAUUCUGUGCCAAGAGGAGGAGCCGUUGGACGAGAAAGCACGACCUUUUGUCUGUGCUGCCUUUGUCCAGCGUUCCCACCUCUUCUCGCAAACGGCCAGAUCCCGUGAAUAUGAUCUUGAUGUCCAUCUGGUGAACGCGGCGCUGUCGGUGGGAAUUGACGCUUCGACGUGCAGCCAUACGAUGCACUUUGAGUGCUACCAUAACCUUGCCGAUUCGCUGUUCCAAAGAGAUCGGGCUCGGAAUCGUCAGCAGAUGCUAUACAGUCAAAAGAUGAUCGACACCGAUUCUGGAGAAUACCUGUGCCCUCUGUGCAAACGUCUCUCCAACACAGCCAUGCCCCUCGUGCCCGCCAUGCAAUUCCUCAAGAUCGACGGCUUUUCCGAGAAUCGCCCAAAGCUCCACGAAGAAUUCGACGAAUGGGUGGAACGGCUCGGCCAGAUCGUCAACGCCCCGCCCGUCAAGGCCGCCUUCAAGUCGCAUUCCAGGAAAAGAUCUCAUUCCGAGCGGGCCAUCAACGAGAUGGUGAAACAGACGGUGGAACGGGAUCCGUUGUCUCCGGGGAAGAUUGAGAGCGCGAUGAGCUCUUCAGUACCGAGCGUCUCGUCGAUGAACAUUGCCGACGCGGACUCGAACGAAGAAUUUGACAGGGUCCGCGAUCGGCUGGAGCAAGGCGCCGCGCAAGCUGCUGAAGCCGUUCGGGCGUUGCAGGCGAUUGUCGCCCCGGAAGAAGCUGCUCCUGCCUCGCCGGGUUCGCCGGAAGCCAGCACUAGGGUCAUUCCAAAACGCGAAUUCGGUACGAUGCUGAGCAGCCUCCCCAACACGGUCAUCGGCAUGAUUUUGCGCGUCCCGCAAACCGUCGUCGCCAAGUUCAUCAAGAGGAUCGUCCCGUUCGAGAAGUACGAGGAGAGCGUGCGUGCCUUCACCAAGUACAUCAUCAAGGCGCGCUACGACGCGAAAGACCUCGGCGACCAGGUUCAGGGCGUCAUCUCGGCGAUAGCUGUGUGGAAGAGCACCGCCCACGUCACCCGCUCCAUCGCAAUGGCGUUGAAGCAGGAGGGAAAGCCACUGUUUGGAGCCCUCAAUACACGACAGCGUGACUGUAUCCUGGCCCUCUCGCGCCUCUCCGCCCUGUUGUCGUGCAAUCUGCAGCCGUUCGGAACAAUCAUCGCCCAAAUGCUGAAAGUUCUUCUCUCGCCGCCGCCAGAGCCGUGCACGUCACGCAACGUAUCCGAGACGGCGCCGAUGUCGCCGUCAGCCGUGUCGUCACCAACCGGCGAGUCGACAACUCCUGCCUCGAUUUUUAUGAAGUUGACGGGGUUGACGCCGACGAGAAAGGAGGGCAAGGAAGCCAACUUCAAUCUUCUCCACGUUGACAUGCUCUCACUAGCGAUCGAGCUAAUGAUGUGCAUUGGCUGGACGUGGCAUGGCGAGAAGCAGAGCUUUUCCCAUGUGACCCCGAUGCGUGGUUUGGUGCCGGAUGGAAGCCUCGAUGAGCUCUACAUCCUCCGCCUCGUCGCACUCGCCCAUUGCUUCCAGAUUAUCGCCACCUUCCAAGAUGAUGAUCCGAUGGAGACAGAGGAUGGGGAAUCGCCGACGGCGGAACGGGUUCGAGGCUUGUGGUCGUUGGUGCAUCGGGAUGUUCCGCUGUUGAACGUCCGCGGGCUGACCGAGCGCCUGAACACUGGUGUCCUGGACUUGUUGCGCCCGAUCGCUCUCGUGUACUUCUCGAUCUCGAUGACCCCACCGCCCGAGGCUCUAAAAGACCCUUCGGUGGACGAGCUGGAACCACUGAGCCGCUAUCUCGGAUUGCCGACUUCAUUGGUGGAGCUGCUGGACGGCGAUUCGACGGAUCGGCUCUUUGAUAUGUGGUCAGCUGCUAUGCCUCCCGAAGCCCAAAUCGGCGACCUCGUCCGGCAACCGGUCAGCCCGAGACUGCUCGUCGACCUCCCCGACGACUUCUCCGAUCUCAUCAACGUGGCCGCCAAGUUCCGCUGCCCCUCAAUCCCACUGGAAGAAAUGACGGCUUCGGUGCCAACGAUGUGUAUGGUUUGCUCGGAGGUGCUCUGCUCCCAGUCCUACUGCUGCCAGAAACACGUGGAGAAGGAGGUGCUCGGCGCCUGCCAAUAUCACAUGCUGCACUGCACCGGAAACUCGGGAAUCUUCCUUAGGAUUCGCGAGUCACAAGUCGUGCUUCUGGCUUCGAAGACGCGUGGCUGUCUGAAGGCGGCCCCCUACGUCGACGAGUUCGGCGAGACGGAUGUCGGCUUCCGGCGCGGCAACCCAUUGCAUUUGAACAGGGAGCAGUACAACAAGCUGCGACAGCUCUGGAUUCAUCAGGGUCUCAUGGAAGAGGUUGUCAAUCAAUUCGACCUCGACCAUCGCAAUUACGGAUACGACUGGGUCCAUUUC